Messenger RNA from Lampris incognitus (smalleye Pacific opah), 1738 nucleotides. RefSeq names its product FKBP prolyl isomerase 16 (gene fkbp16). Gene Ontology annotation, molecular function: protein binding; peptidyl-prolyl cis-trans isomerase activity. The record is from RefSeq and is a predicted model, not a curated record. The transcript is spliced from 11 exons. Lineage: Eukaryota; Metazoa; Chordata; Actinopteri; Lampriformes; Lampridae. The coding region runs from base 289 to 1692 and encodes 467 amino acids.
CCGCGUUGCGCCACCCAAUAACAACAAGUUUGCGGCGAGCGAGGCGAGAAACUACAGCACCGGGUCCGUGUGUCAUCACCACCUCUGGAGCUGUUGGAGAAUGUCUCAAACAAGUCCAGCAAGGUGGAUGCUUAAUGAAACAGAGGACUGGGCGUAGUUCCUUCAAGCCACCUCCUUGUCAUGGCAACCCUACUGCUCAACCCCUCCACCCACCACUAUCGGGGCCUGGAUGAACAUCCACGAAUACCUGAUUUAUGAAGGUCCUCUCCACGCAGAGCCAAUGAUGAGAUGGAGAAGGAGCUGUGUUAUGAGGAGCCCAUAGUGGAACCUGUGGACCCCAAGGACCCCGAGGUAGAGGAUCCCAGUUCUGGGCCUGUUGGCGAGGGCAGGCCAACAGAGGUGGCUGAGCUGGCCCCUGGACUUGAGCAGGAAGGCAAGGCGCAAGACGGGGAAGAGGAAGACAAAACAGAGAGCCGAGAUGGAGAGAGGGAAGGUGCCGAAAUGAAAAACCCCUCCAAAGAAAGUGGAGAAAGACGUUGUGAGCAUGUGAGGAAACUUAAAAAAACAAACAGUUGGAAGACUGUCCGAUUUCUGGACCCAUCUGAAACAGAGGCUGUGGCCGAGAGAGACAGCCUGGUGGAGAGCCUAUUCCCAGAAUACGAGACCGCAGAGUGGACUUCCUCUACGUUUGAAGACUUGUUUAUGGCAGAAGGCUGGGAGGACAUUACAGAUGACCGACUACUAAGGAAGAAGGUGCUGGCGCCCGGCCCCCCUGAUGCCCUCUGCCCUAACUGGGGUCAGGAGGUUAUUGUCAGAAUGCAGGGUGUCCUGGCGGACCGGACGGUGGUGGAGAAGGAUUGCAAGCUAGUUUUCGUCAUAGGAGAGGGAGACGUAAACCAGGCCCUGGAAGAAUGUGCCAUAUCCAUGCAGAAAAAUGAGAUCACGUUACUGCUGGCAGAUUCACAAUAUGCCUAUGGACUUCUGGGAAGGGAGCCUGACGUUCCGGCCUGGGCGCCGCUGCUCUACCAACUGCAGCUCCAGGACAUCAGGGAGAAAGCCGACCCUCUGACCCUGCCCGUACCGGACCGCAUCCGCAUCGGCAACCAGAAGAGGGAGCGAGGGAACUUCCAUUUCCAGAGGGAAGAAUACGGCAUGGCCGUGAGGGCCUACUGUAUGGCCCUGGAGGUGCUGACCACACGCACCACAGACGACGAGAGCGACGGGGUGGUGGACGAGGAGGCGGAGAUCCGGGACUACCGGGUGAAGUGUCUGAACAACCUGGCCGCCGCUCAGCUGAAGCUGGAGCGCUACGACGAGGCUCUCCGAACCAGCAGCGCCGCUCUGUCCCUCGAGCCGAACAACGUCAAGGCCCUGUUCAGGGCAGGGAAGCUCCUCUCAGACAAGGGCGAGUAUAAAGAGGCAAUGGAGAUACUAAAAAAGGCCUUGAAACUGGAGCCUGCCACCAAGGCCAUCCACGUUGAGUUAUCCAAGCUCGUCAAAAGGCAGUCGGGAGGUGAGGAAGUCUACAAGUGGAACGCUAAACUAGCCGAGGUGCUUGGAGAUAACCUUACACCUUUUCUAAUUCCCACCAAAAAGGACUCAUCCGGUAUUUCUUGGAAGUUCCUGCUAGGAGCUCUGGUGGUGGCCUUGGGCAGUCUAGUGACGUCAGUGAUCCUGACGGCAAGAAACUGACGUCAUCGUAUCCUUUCCAGUCAGGGUCGAGAAUCCAGUCAGAGGA